This is a messenger RNA of Tupaia belangeri chinensis (Chinese tree shrew), 4880 nucleotides long. RefSeq names its product ring finger and WD repeat domain 3 (gene RFWD3). Gene Ontology annotation, cellular component: nucleus. NCBI's taxonomy places the organism in Eukaryota, Metazoa, Chordata, Mammalia, Scandentia, Tupaiidae. The record is from RefSeq and is a predicted model, not a curated record. Gene Ontology annotation, molecular function: protein binding; ubiquitin-protein transferase activity. Gene Ontology annotation, biological process: interstrand cross-link repair; protein ubiquitination.
GCUCUCUCCGGAAGUGACGGUUGGCGGCGGUAUCUUCCGAGUUCUGAGGAGGCCGCCGCAACUGGGCUGGGCUUCAGAGCCCGGCCGAGGCUUUCUGGCUUCAGAUAUGGCUCAUGAGGCAAUGGAAUGUGAUCUUCAGGUGCGGUUAGAUCACAGUACAGAACAGCCUGCUCCUGCCGAAGUGGGCAGCAGUCAAGGGGGCCCACCCUGCUGAAGUGGUUAACAUCCAGGGACGACCACCUCUGCUCCAGCCUGCCCCGCAAGUAUCCAUUGACCUGACAGAGGAAGUAGAGCUCUCAGAAGAGAAUGUAGAGAACAUCAAUCCAGAAGUUUCAGAGGAGCGUAGGCAGGGAUCUGAUGUUAACCACACUGUCCCGGUAUCUUCAUGGGAUUCAAUGAACACCUUUAUCAGUGGGCUGCAGAGACUUCAUGGCAUGCUGGAAUUCCUGAGACCUCAGACUUCCUCAGACCGCAGUGUGGGGCCAGUGAGAGCUAGGAGAAGACGGGGGACCACUUCACGCAGGGCAAGAGCUGGAGGGUCUCAGAGAACAGACAGUACCAGGUUGAGAGCACCACUGGAUGCUUACUUUCAGGUGAGCAGGACCCAGCCUCACUUGCCAACUCCCUCUUCUGAUUCUGAGACCAGGAAUCCUAUGUCUGAAGACAUGCAGGCAUCAAGUAGUUCUGUUUCUGACAGCGACAGCUCUGGGGAAUAUGAAGAAGCUGUUGGCCAAGCAGAAGAACCUGGAGCUGUCAUUGUAGAAGGUCAGUAUUCUAUCCCAGUUUGGAUUCACAAGCCUAACAUCCAUAUCACUGUGGGUUAUUCUUGUGACAGUGCUCGACUGUGCUGUAAUUCUGUGUUUUUCUGUAUAUGUAGGUUGAGAGCACCACUGGAUGCUUACUUUCAGGUGAGCAGGACCCAGCCUCACUUGCCAACUCCCUCUUCUGAUUCUGAGACCAGGAAUCCUAUGUCUGAAGACAUGCAGGCAUCAAGUAGUUCUGUUUCUGACAGCGACAGCUCUGGGGAAUAUGAAGAAGCUGUUGGCCAAGCAGAAGAACCUGGAGCUGUCAUUGUAGAAGGAGGUAACCCAGCAGAACAAGAAGUUACGCGCAUUGAUGAAGACAAGACCCUCCCCAAGCAGUCUCCCCAGAAGUCCAGCCCUGUUGCUUCUGCAGACGAAGAAGAAGCAGACACUUGUACAAUAUGUUUGGAACAGUGGACCAAUGCUGGGGACCACCGGCUCUCUGCAUUACGCUGCGGGCAUCUCUUUGGGUAUAGGUGUAUUUCUAAAUGGCUUAAAGGACAAGCACGAAAAUGUCCCCAGUGUAACAAGAAAGCCAAGCACAAUGACAUUGUUGUCCUGUAUGCCCGAACCCUGAGAGCUUUGGACACCACUGAACAGGAACGUAUGAAAAGUGCCAUGCAGAAGGAGCAGACACUAAGGAGACAGGCCGAGUUAGAAUCGGCACAGUGCAGGCUCCAACUUCAGGUCCUCACUGAUGAAUGCACUAGACUUCACAGUCGUGUCCAGGACUUGCAAAAACUUAUUGUGCAGCAUCGGGAUCAGAUUUUACAACAGACCGGAGGCUCACCAACACAUAUCCUGAACUGCCUGCCUCCCAGCCAGCGCCAGCAUAGGUACCACCUGCAGAAGACUUUCCCCGUGUCUCAGACCGGAAACUGCCGAAUCAUGGCUUACUGUGAUUCUCUGAGUUGCCUGGUGGUGUCGCAACCUUCUCCUGAGGCUUCCUUUCUUCCAGGCUUUGGUGUUAAGAUGUUGAGUACUGCCAACAUGAAAAGCAGUCAGUACAUUCCGAUGCAUGGCAAACAGAUCCGCGGACUAGCUUUCAGCAGUCGGUCCAAAGGCUUACUGCUCUCUGCUUCUCUAGACAACACUGUGAAACUGACCAGCCUGGAGACAAACACUGUUGUUCAAACUUACAAUGCUGGGCGUCCUGUCUGGAGCUGCUGCUGGUGUCUUGAUGAAAAUAAUUACAUCUAUGCUGGACUGGCCAAUGGUUCAAUUCUGGUAUAUGAUCUACGAAACACAAGCUGUCAUGUCCAAGAGUUGGUACCUCAGAAAGCCAGAUGCCCACUGGUGUCCCUGUCAUACAUACCCAGAGCUGCCUCACCUACCUUUCCGUGUGGUGGGCUGCUCGCUGGAACCUUGGAGGGUGCUUCCUUCUGGGAGCUGAAAAUGGGCUUUUCUCAUUGGCCCCAUGUGCUGCCUUUGGAGCCCGGAGGCUGCGUAGACUUUCAGACAGAGAGCAGCACCCGACACUGCCUUGUGACCUACAGGCCUGAUAAAAACCACAACACCAUACGGAGCGUGCUGAUGGAGAUGUCCUACAGGCUGAACGAUGUUGGCGAGACAACCUGCUCUUGCUAUCCUGUGCAGACAUUCCUUGGGGGACCCACUUGUAAACUCUUGACCAAAAGUGCCAUUUUUCAGAGUCCAGAGAAUAAUGGCAGCAUCUUGGUGUGUACUGGGGAUGAAGCAUCAAAAUCUGCUCUGCUAUGGGAUGCAGGCAGUGGCUCGUUGCUGCAGGACCUGAAGACCGACCAGCCUGUCCUGGACGUCUGCCCAUUCGAGGUGAACAGCAGCAGCUACUUGGCUACCUUAACAGAGAAGAUGGUCCACAUCCAUCGGUGGGAGUGACUGUGGACUUGACCGUGCUGCUGAGUGCUAAUGUUUAGUGUUGUAUGCAAAUCCCUAGCAGUCCCGAGCUAGAUCCCUUUUGUUGCCUUUGGUCUAGAACUUUGGGGAUCUUGGUUCAUUUAGAUUAGUGUGAUUUGGGGCCUGCAGGUCACUGAGACACGAUGGGUUGUGUAUCUGCUUUGUCUACCAAAAGAAUGAGUGACUGACGCUCCAUCUACAUUACCAAUUUCUUGUGUCAGAAAUCUCCCUGAGUCUUUGCUGGGAAUCUUGAUUUUGUAUCUGACUUCCUACCCCAGGUCAUAGAGAGUGACCUCUCAGCAGUCCUUUAAGAUAUGAGUGUGCACCGAGCAUUUCCUGGGCCAUCGGACACUGCCUACAUGGCUGUAACACUAGGGCUAAUUGCUUGGAGUGCCAAGUUUUUCUGUUGAACACAAGAGGGCACUAUAGAGCCUGUGCAGAGUUCGAUUUAGUUCUGACCUUGAAGGCUGAAACUUUUUAGUAGCUCAGUCUCAUCCCACAGAAGUGUGUGGUAGAACAUGUCUGGUGUGCAGCAGCCGUUCUGUUCCAAGCAUUCCGUGCUGGGAUGUCGGCAAGCCCAGUGACGGAGGCAGCUGGUGAGCACUACACCUUUGCUAACACUGAGCACUUGGAAGUUCACUGCACUGAGAGUGAAGGAGAGACCAGUGGUUUGAGUGGUAAAGACUUGUUUUUUCUAGCUAGCCUAGGACCUCAGGGUUUGUUUUAUGUAAGCAAGUGCUUCAAAGAUGACUGCUGCUCCCUCUUUCUAGGAAAAAAUAAGUGCAAAUAUCAAAGUUUGUACCUGAGUCUUCCCUAGUGUCAAAGAUCAGGAACAAGGGGCUAACUAAAAGAGCAGCUGCUCAGACUGCUGUCAGCCAAGAAAGGCUUGUCUCUCCCGUUUCAAGGGUGUUCUUGUCCGAAUAAAGCCAGUCUCGUGGAGUGUGGGGCUGUUACUGAGCGUGUUUGUAAUUCCUGGUUCAGAGUUCCCCUGUAUGAAAGUGAUGUUUGAUUCUAAGGUCUUCUGACUUGCCUUCCUAACUUUUUCUAAAAGCGUGGUUAGUAAAAUAGUUAUUUUCAGGAAGAGAGUCGUGGUGGGGGGCCUAUGUGGGUGGCAGGCAAGUGCCCACCCGCUUUCAUUCCAGCCCUGAAGUAGCCAGAUGGGGAACUGCACUUGUCUCCAACAGACUCAGUUUACAUCGCUUUGCUUUGCCUGAUGCUACUCUGUAAACCCUCUGUCCAGAGCAGAACAGCCUCAGGGAUGGGCAGGUCAGUGCCCUGUUCUUGGGAAGAGGCUGACGGUGUAAUUUUCUUAAACAGUUGUUAGAAAAAUGUUAUCAUUUUUAUUGUAAAACACUGCUGACCUGUCAGCUCCUGAGCUGUUCCUGGCUCUGUCUCACCAGCGAAGGAUUGUUGCAGAUUUCCCCAGAGUUCCACAUUCUAGUUGUGCCUUUUAAUGGCCUCCUACUUGAGGACAUCUUUCACCACGCCACCUGCUGGUCCCAAUUUGAGGACAUCUUUCAAAGAGCCAGCUUCCGGGGCCUGGGAAAAGCUCUUUUUCCUCAGAGAAGAUACCCCUUGUGAUCUAUUGAUAAUUAAGAGUGGCUACCCAGGCCUGGAGCUUCAGUGGCUGAGAUUUGAAUUAGAAAGCAGGACUCUCUGGCUUCACUAGAUUGUCACAGAGAGGAGGGUCCGGGUGGGCAGGUCUUGGCUGCCUCUGUCAUUGGUUGGGCAGGGUUUGGGUCUGACCUGCUCUGAAGGACACUCAACUGAUGCUGACUGAGACCCCUGUGAGUAGGACCACAGGACUCACUACCAGGGAAGUUGGGCAAGUCGCGAGCAUUGCCAAUCUUUGCAUUCCUGUAGUAAAUUUGGAUGUUUUAGAAGCAAAUGUUAUGUCUGUGACAUUUCUCCAAAGAAAAAGCCCUCACCCUCAUCCCCGCCCCACCACCCGCUGGAGACUGCACUGUAGACUCGGGCUGGUCUUUGGCACUGCCGGGCUCCGUCCCACAUGUUCCCUCAGCCCUACUUCGAAUAUUGUUUUCCCUUUUGAGAGUUUGGGUUAAAGUGGUUCAAAAUAUGUUGUCAUUGUAACUAUCUUUGUGCCUACUUUGGAAACAGGGCCAUGGAUCUCUGUUCACGUCCUAUAUGUUUUUGUUUGUAUUUUAUGUUUUAAUGUUAAUAUGAAAAUAAAGAAUUUGCCAU